Molecule: messenger RNA, 917 nt
Organism: Balaenoptera musculus (blue whale)
Lineage: Eukaryota; Metazoa; Chordata; Mammalia; Artiodactyla; Balaenopteridae
Gene: PPP1R14D
Product: protein phosphatase 1 regulatory inhibitor subunit 14D
Exons: 4
Coding region: 235-675 (146 amino acids)
Biological process (GO): regulation of phosphorylation
Cellular component (GO): cytoplasm
Molecular function (GO): protein serine/threonine phosphatase inhibitor activity
Source: RefSeq, a predicted model, not a curated record
CACAGCUCAGGAGUGCCACUCACUAGCAGCCAGGAGCCAAAAGACUGGCAUUCCCAGCACUAGCCAAAGGCCUGUUGAUCUUUGACCCCCACCACUCCAGGAGCUUUGGCCCUCCCUCCUGCCCGCCUUCCUUUCUUCCCUGCUGGCCUCGCCCUCUGUUCUGUCUCCUCAUUCCCUGGCUCUCUUGCUCUGACUGGCAGUUUUUCCCAGCUCCUUGAUCAAACCAAUCCUUCCAUGCUGUCUUCAAGCCCUGCUUCCUGCACAUCUCCCAACCCGGACAAGCAGAAUCCAAGUAAGAAGGUCCAGUGGGCUUCUGGGAGGAGGAGGACGUCAUCCACAGACUCAAAGUCCCAGUCCGACCCCUCCAAAGCGUCCAGGUCCCGGAAACUCAGCCGGCUGACGGUGAAGUAUGACCGGGGGCAGCUCCAGAGCUGGCUGGAGAUGGAGCAGUGGGUGGACGCCCAGGUUCAGGAUCUCUUCCAGGAUCAACCAACUCCUUCUGAGCCUGAGAUCGACCUGGAGGCUCUCAUGGAACUAUCCACAGAGGAGCAGAAGACUCAGUUGGAGGCUAUUCUCCAAAACUGCCCCCGCCCCACAGAGCCUUUUAUCUCUGAGCUGCUCAGUCAACUCAAGAAACUUCGGAGACUCAGUCGGCCUCAGAAACAAGCCUUGUGAGGCUACCUUCACCAGCUUCAGCACUGCCAGGUCUGCCCUGAACCCCUGGAUCCUGGGCUGAGAGGGAAACAGCUCCUUGGGACACAGACAAGGAACGUGGAGAGUGAGGAGGGACAUCUGGACACCCCUGUCUAUGUGCAGUCACAGCUAAUUCCUGUCAGCUGGGCUUUCUGGGAGCCAGUCAUGGCUAUGGCCCAGUGUUUUCCUUGGCAGCUGAGUAAAUAAAACCUUCAGGAGCCCCA